This is a messenger RNA of Rotaria socialis, 1110 nucleotides long. Lineage: Eukaryota; Metazoa; Rotifera; Eurotatoria; Philodinida; Philodinidae. The record is from the annotation of a GenBank genome assembly.
AUGCCAGAGUUUGGUCGAUGCGAUGAUCCAUCAUGCAAUGAAGAAGCUGUUCGUCUAUUUGAUUGUGCUCAUCACUGCAUGAAAAUGGUUUGUCUUCAACAUUUGAUUGACCAUGAUCGUCUGUUCGAAAACAAUAGACGACAAUUAGAAAUUGUUCAAGUAGAAGUUAAACGUCUUUAUUCAAUAUAUUCAUCAUUGAUUGAUGAAGAUAAAAUUCGUUAUGAAUAUGAACAAAAACUAAAUGAUUACAAAAAAUUAGUCAAUGAAGUUAACAUUUUAUUGGAAAAUAAUUCAAAUAAUAUCGAACAGCUUCGAGUCAUUAUUGAAAAAUUAAAGCACAGCAUUAAUGAAAAACAUAAACAACCAAGUGAAUCUUUAACUAUUGUGAAAGUUGAACCAAUUGAUGAAGCUGCAUCACCAACAAUGAAUACAGAAAAAGAUGAAUCGUUAUUUAUUGGCUUCGACAGAUUACAAAAUUUAAUCAUAGAUACUGAUUAUCAUAAACGAAAAGCUAUGGAACAUGCCGAUGCAAGUAAAACAACCACUAACAUUGAUUAUGAAGAUCAUAACAUCAACGCAAUCAUUCAUGUUCAUCGUAUUCCUGGUUUUUGUCCGUUGCGGACCAAUGGUGCCUAUGGUCUCAAUCAAAAGCAUCAUUUUCAUCGUCUGUGCCGGAAAAAACGUUUUACUGAUUUAAGUAAUCAUAUGCGUCAAUAUCAUGGUUUACUAACACCGAUUGCUAAUAUUAUUGCAAGAGCUGUUGAAUCCAAAAUACCAACUACAAAACGUUUAAUUCCCAAUGAUCUACAAGUUACUGAUCCACGUCGCAGUUUCUUUUGUCCAUUACGUAUUGAUUGUCAAAAUUCAUAUUAUUUAUCAGCAGCAUCUUUAAGAACUCAUCUUAUUGAUGUACAUCGUAUGAAUCCAUCAAUAGCAGAUAUAAAAGUUAAAGAAAUUAAGAAAUUGAAUAAAAAUCAAGAAGUAUCAAAAAUUCAACGUACAAUUUUUCAAAUCAACAAAGAUAUGGAAUCAACAAGUAAUGGUUUAAAGCAAUCGGACAUUUCCAACAAUCAGAAAAUCAGCGAUGAUGAAUGGCAUGAAUACGAAUGA